UUUUAAUAAUUUUGUAGGUUUGCGUAAUUUCGUAACAGUUUGUGCGCUGAUCUGGCAAACAUAACAGAAAGAAAGAAGUUCAAGCAUCUGGAGUUUUCGUUGCCAUUAUGGCCAACACACCGGAAUUCAGUGCGGAUUCUCGCGAGGCGUGCGGGUAUUUGGUUACCAAGUAUGGUUUUCGAAAUCUGGAACAAUUUAAAGCGUGUUGUGCAUUUGUGCCAAGGACAAUGCCAUCUGGGAAGCGAAUGCAGGCUAUUGCGGAGAUGAUGAGCCUCUCGACUGCUCAAACGCAAAGCUUGGCACACGACUUUCGACGGCUUGCGCCAUCAUUUUUCGAAGAUCCGCCAUACACUGCUCCAGUCGAAGUGCUUUGCCCUCCUGUUUUACACUGUCAAAACAACUGUCGGUGGAAAAUUGGCCGACACAGGGGAAUGUUGCGAGUUCUCUCCUGGCAUCGCAAGCCGACUAAAGCAACAAUUUUUAGCGGAGCAGGAAGAACUAAACCUGCAUUAGUGGUAACUCUGAGGUGCAGAGGAUGCAAUUCGCGGUAUUCCUAUGGCUCCUGGACCAAUCAUCGAACCUCGACCUACUCAUUUUACAGCACCGGUCAGCCUUACCUGGACGUCUCGCAAGAGGUUUUCGUUUGUCGGCAGUUUGCACUUGAAAUCGUCAACCAGAUACUCUUUAAUCACGCGACAUACGACGGAAUUGCGGAAACUAUGAGGCAGACAUACAAUUGGGAUUCGUUGUUCUCUCGGAAAACAGUGGCUGCCACUUUCAUGCGGCACGAAAUUGAAUGCGACAUACGGGAACAGGAUAGUCAGCUAUUCAAUUUCAACGAGAAAAAAAGUAUUCUGCAGUACUUGGACAAGAGAAUGGACGCGAUAUUUUCCACCGUGUACAGACAUGAAUGCACCCCUGCGUGCAUUGCGCGACAGUGUGGAACGAUGAUUAUUAUGGACGGAAUAUGGAAAGCUGGUUUCAGACACUGCAUCGCUGAGGUGCUGAAUAUUGUGGAGACUAUUCCAUUGCUAAACUUUCCGAAUGUUUGUACAAACCAACCAGACGGCACUUGUCUGCACUGCGUUAAACAUAAACAUCUGGAGUCCGCCAUAAAAGACCAACGUGAACAUAUGACCAUUCAUAUGGCAGGGGUCUCAGAUAUGCUAAAAUCCAAAGCAAUGUCGGACAUUAAUGCCUUACUAAAUGGCGAAAUGGAUAACGCUUCCCCGGAGACUACUUGCCGAAAAUUUGAUCCACAAGUCAGCUGCAAAAAGAACAAGGGCCAAAAUCAGCGAGGUCAUCUUUAUAGUCGUGGCUAUUUAUUUCUAGUUGGACCCACGGGACACGUCUAUAGCUUUGCCCCAAUUUACAGGGCAGAAAGCCUGGGACAAGUCUUCCUCUUUUUAAUAAGCGGAUUGUAUCAACUUUUGCAAGAUGUGCCACCUGAGGACUGGAAUAAGAUAUUUGUCUGCUACGACAAUAUUUGCCAGUUGAACCGGCUGAAAGCUGCCUGUGAACUGCUUCCAUUAUCUAAACCAUUUGAUGAGAUGUGGCUGCGAGUCAGCAAAAUUAUCGACGGAUUGCACAUUCAAAACCACAAAGACCCGAGAUGCAGCAAAGAUUAUCACCCGGAUAAUUUUUACUCAACCUAUCCAGAGGCGGAAAAGCGGAACACGAUGGCAGCUGAACAAACGUUCGCGUGGUUGGCGAAAUUCAGGAAACAGCUUAAUGCAAUGAAUAAGGCCAAGCAAAUCUUCUUUCUCUAUCGAAUGAUAUUACGGCGUAAUGUCUACCUGGCAGAAUGUGUAACAGAGGCAAAGCAGCCGGUUGGUGGCACAAUGCGUACCUUUACUGACAAAUGA
Molecule: messenger RNA, 1865 nt
Organism: Paramacrobiotus metropolitanus
Lineage: Eukaryota; Metazoa; Tardigrada; Eutardigrada; Parachela; Macrobiotidae
Exons: 8
Coding region: 108-1865 (585 amino acids)
Source: RefSeq, a predicted model, not a curated record